UGUUUUCUUAAUCAAACAAAAAAACGAUAAGCAAUCUUCUUCUUCUACUCCUAGUCAAACGCCUCCUAAUAAUAAUCAAAACCCUCCACCCGAAAAUCCGGAAAACUCAGCAGAAAAAAUUAAGGAGGAAUUAAAAAAAUACUUAAAAAUAGAUAACAGUUUUGAUUUGCCCACGGUCAUUUUUUUUGAUAAUGCUAAUGAUGAAGCACUUAUAGUUGCUAGUUGGGAAAAAACCGAAGUUGGCCGACCCAAGAAAAGAGGAAAAGCAAAAAAUAUUUCUCUGACUGGAAUGGCUGCCUCUGAUAUUCAAGAAAAGGCAAUUUAA
This is a messenger RNA of Racocetra persica, 325 nucleotides long. The record is from the annotation of a GenBank genome assembly. Lineage: Eukaryota; Fungi; Glomeromycota; Glomeromycetes; Diversisporales; Gigasporaceae.